AUGAUUUCUAAGGACAUUGCACUGGCACUCUUUUUUCUGGUUCAGACUGUAUUUGGGGCCCUGGGGAACUCCUUCCUCCUGGGCCUAUAUACCAUCACCUUCUUCACUGGUCCCAGGCUGAGGCCCAUUGACUUGCUUCUAUGCCACUUGGUCUUUGUCAAUGACUUGGUGCUUCUUUCCAAAGGGAUUCCUCAGACCAUGGCUACUUUGGGGCUCACCAAUUUCUUGGAUGAUGUAGGAUGUAAACUUGUCUUUUACUUUCACAAAGUGGCCCGGGAUCUUUCCCUCUGUACUACCUGUCUCCUGAGUAGCUUCCAAGCCUUCACUUUAAGUCCUAGAAGCUCCUGGUGGGCAAAACUUAUAGCUAGAGCAACAAAGUACAUUGUCCCAUUGUGUUUCUUGUGCUGGACCUUCCAUCUCCUGAAAAAUUUCGUGAUUCUCUUAUAUGUGAAGGGUCCAAAGGGAAGAAAUAAUAUCACUGAAGGACAGAAUUUCAUUUACUGCACUGCUGCAUUUCCAGUUUCUCUUUAUAUUUUACUUUAUGUACUCAUCAUCUCCCUUCCUGAUAUUUUGUGUGUAGGCAUCAUGGUGGGGACCAGUGGGUAUAUGGUUUUUGUCUUCCACAAACACCAUCAGAAAGUCCAGUACAUUCAUGGCAACAGUCUCAAACCUAGUGGUUCCCCUGAGACCAGAGCCACCAAAAGUGUCCUGCUGCUCGUCAUCCUGUUUGUCUCCUGUAACUCUCUGAAUUCUGUCUUGUCAUUAUAUAUUCAAUAUGGGAAACCUUCUUCCUGGCUGGUUCACCUCUCUCCCUUCCUGGCUGCCUGCUUUCCAGCUUGUAGCUCCUUUGUUGUAAUAGUCAGUGACUCCCAAGUUCGAAAAUACUACUUGGCAUUUUGGAAAGGGUGA
Molecule: messenger RNA, 909 nt
Organism: Trichosurus vulpecula (common brushtail)
Lineage: Eukaryota; Metazoa; Chordata; Mammalia; Diprotodontia; Phalangeridae
Product: vomeronasal type-1 receptor 1-like
Exons: 1
Coding region: 1-909 (302 amino acids)
Biological process (GO): G protein-coupled receptor signaling pathway
Cellular component (GO): membrane
Molecular function (GO): pheromone receptor activity
Source: RefSeq, a predicted model, not a curated record